ACAGCGGCGAGUCCUGGCUUCCCCGGCGGGCGGGCGGCCCGGGUGAAGGCACCUCUAGUUCAAGCCCCUUCAUACUCCCCGUCCCCUCCUCACGGCUCACUUUAGCCAAGUUUUCCCCUCCACCUUCACCUUCAGCUGGCUAAGGCCACCACUCUCUCCCUGGGCGAGAGAGGGCUGCCCACUCCGGGUCUUACCAGCGCGGACUGCUGGAAACCCCGAGAGGUCUUCUUCCUCUUCUUCUUUUCAGUCCUGUUUCGGGAGAGGGGGUGUGGCGGGGAAGGAUGCGAAACUCCGUUCCUCUGCUCUGCCUCUGGAGCGUCCAUUGUUGCUUUGCGGCGGGAAGCCCCACACCCCCCGGUCCGGAGGGACGGCUGCAAGAUGAGCUCCGUACGCCCAGGAAUGUACAGAUUGUUGCCAAACCUCUUGUGAGAUUUAACCUCCGCACCUCUGGGGACUCAGAACACGAAGGAUGCUACCUCUCCCUCGGCCACAACCAGCCCUUGGAAGACUGUGGCUUCAACAUGACAGCCAAAACCUUUUUCAUCAUUCACGGAUGGACGAUGAGUGGCAUGUUUGAAAAUUGGCUAUACAAGCUUGUGUCCGCCCUGCAGAUGAGAGAGAAAGAAGCCAAUGUUGUGGUGGUUGACUGGCUUCCCCUGGCCCAUCAGCUCUACACAGACGCGGUCAAUAACACGAGGGUGGUGGGACACAGUGUUGCAAGGAUGCUCGAUUGGCUGCAGGAGAAGGAUGAUUUUUCUCUUGGGAAUGUUCACUUGAUCGGCUACAGCCUUGGAGCCCACGUGGCAGGGUAUGCUGGCAACUUCGUGAAAGGCACGGUGGGCAGAAUCACAGCAAUCACGGAAGUGGUGAAAUGUGAGCACGAGCGGGCCGUACACCUCUUUGUUGACUCCCUGGUGAAUCAGGACAAGCCGAGUUUUGCGUUCCAGUGCACGGACUCAAAUCGCUUCAAAAAGGGGAUCUGUCUCAGCUGCCGCAAGAACCGUUGUAACAGCAUUGGCUACAAUGCCAAGAAAACCAGGAGUAAGAGGAACAGCAAAAUGUACCUCAAAACCCGGGCAGGCAUGCCCUUCAGAGUUUACCAUUAUCAGAUGAAAAUCCACAUCUUCAGCUACAAGAAUAUGGGAGACAUCGAACCCAACUUUUACGUCACCCUUUAUGGCACCAACGCGGACUCCCAGAUCCUGCCUUUGGAAAUAGUGGAGCAGAUCGGGCUGAAUGCCACCAACACCUUCCUGGUCUACACCGAGGAGGACCUUGGAGACCUCUUGAAGAUCAAACUCACUUGGGAGGGGGCAGCUCAGUCCUGGUACAACCUGUGGAAGGAGCUUCGCAGCUACCUGUCCCAGCCCCGCAGCUCUGAGCGGCAGCUGAACAUCAGGCGCAUCCGGGUCAAGUCUGGGGAGACCCAGCGGAGGUUGACCUUUUGUGUGGAAGACCUCGACCACACCAGCAUAUCCCCCGGCCAAGAGCUCUGGUUUCACAAGUGUCGGGAUGGCUGGAGGAUGAAAAAUGAAACCAGCCCAACUGUGGAGCUUUCCUGAGGGGCCAGCGAGGCCCACUCACACCCGCCUUCCAGACACAUGGAAGAAAGUUACUGCUGAGGACCCACCUGAUGGAAGGACCCCUCUUGGCCUUGACCCUCAGGCACUGGCAAGAGACUGUUUGCUGGGCCCAGGACCUUACCUCCUAUGACUGUUGGGACUUCUCGCCGGAGGGGACCAUACGCUGCUGUUCCUGCUGUUCCUGCCGCUCUAGAAUUGCUCUAACUCCAGACCUGUGUGCAAAGGGUCGGACGCCCGGGCCUCCUGCGCACACUGCACUGGUUUCUGGGUGACUGGAUGAGCCUGUGCUUCGCCUGACAGGGGACACUUGUGAAAGCGCAUGGAGGACUGUCAGCUGCCUGAUCUGAAUGGCGGGGAGAGGUCUUUCCACUGGGAGCUGACUCGUGUCAGGAUGGGCAGACCCAUGAUCUCAUUUGCCCAGAGGGAGGGCAGUAUAGAUGUGGGGAGGUGGCGAGGCCCUCACUGUUGGGGUUCGGUGGGCUGCAUUGAUCAAUAAUCAUUACAUUGCAGGCAUUCCGUCCUGCUCCCCAGCUUACUCUCUAAAGCACACAUCAUUGGGUGUCUUGGUUUUCCAGUUGCUUAUUGUUUGAUUGGACAGAUGUUUAUUAAGCACUUAAACUUGAUUAGCACAAGGCAGUAGACGUAUUAGUAAACCUUUCCAGACUCGGAAUCUAAUGGAGCUGGGAUUUCUAGUCUCCCUUCCAGUUUAGAUGAUCCAGGAAUAUACAUGGGAUGAAGGGCACAAUGGACACCGGGAGGGCUACAGGGUGUAAGCCUCGGGGGUCCGAGGCUUGAAGUGGUUUCAGCUAUUUCUUGUUAGUUAACGUGCACACUCCCUGUAAGAGCGACAUGUUUGAUCACUUGCAUGGAAACGAGCAGAGUGCCACACGUGCUGGGGAUGGAACAGUGUCCCAUCUCCAAAUGCGAUUGCUUCAGAGCAAAAUCUCUUCUGCUUGGGGAGGUAGAAGGCAUCAUAUAUCUAUUAUAUGUAUCUGUUCAUACAGAAACCAGCACCUGUCAAACAGAGCUGGCGCUAAGAUUCAAUGGAAUGCCUUUUCCUCUGUGGAAUAUCUUGCUCUAAUAGCAGUGCCUUCUCUGUGUUGAACUUAGAAAAGCCUCCAAUUGUAGAUCUUGACAUAAAUGAAUAUAUGCGAUAUCUGAGAAACUGGUUUAUACUUUUCAAAAGAUUUGCAUGUGCAUCACUUCGCUGGAGACUCACAAGAGGAGCGCAAGGCAGCUAAUGUCUGUUUUACAACACGCAGGCUUAAUGAGGUUCAGCCACAUGCCUAGAUUUAUAUCCCAGGUCGGUGGUGGAGCCCGGUGAGGACCCAGAUUUCCUGGAGGCAAAGUCCGUGGUAUGUUCAUUCCUGCGACUUCCUCAAGAUGUCUGCAGCCUUUUCACCCCGAUAUGCCUCAGAGGUGACAAACAAGGAGCUGGUUUUUGGAGGCACCCAUUAAACCAUAAACCCUUAUAUUAGUAUAUAGCCAGGAGAAAAAGAGGUUGGGCUUUUUAUGGACGAGAUUUAUUUGGAAGGAGGUGUGAUGUCAAAUUGGGGAGAAGAGUGAUUUUUCUUUGUACUUAGGUUUUUCGAAAGAUGUUGUUUUAACCUAUGUUGUGCCAAAGUUGUGUGAUUUUCAAUGCCAAACUUUUGAAGACGUAACCAGUCAAGUCUUAGUUCAAGGUGUUUUCUUAAAUUGUGUGCUUCUUCUGUUGCUUCUGUGAAUGCUUUCUAGCCAAAGUGGAGCUUCUGUUAUUGGCCAUGCCUCCUGAUUACUUCUGCCUUCUGUUUUUAGGAAUGGAAGCCUCGGGAAUCAAAUCCUCAGUGGGUCCUGUAUUUAUACAUUUGGCUUGAAGCCUUAGUUGUAUAUAAUGAUGCUUUUUUUUUUUUUUUUAACACUUAGAGUACUAUUUAUUUCUCCAGUGUAUAUAAUGUAUAAAACCAAAUAUAUGGUUAGUUUUUAUUUUAAAAUUAACCAAUUUCAAGAUUAAACAUUUUUAAUAGGAAAAUAAUAAAAAUCUAUA
This is a messenger RNA of Panthera uncia (snow leopard), 3606 nucleotides long. It is a transcript of the gene LIPG, whose product is annotated as lipase G, endothelial type. Gene Ontology annotation, biological process: lipid metabolic process. NCBI's taxonomy places the organism in Eukaryota, Metazoa, Chordata, Mammalia, Carnivora, Felidae. The record is from RefSeq and is a predicted model, not a curated record. Bases 282 to 1562 code for a protein of 426 amino acids. The transcript is spliced from 9 exons. Gene Ontology annotation, molecular function: lipoprotein lipase activity; protein binding.